CAUAGUUCUCCAUUUACAAAAAAAAAAGAAGCUCAUAGUUCUCCAUGUUUUAAGGGAAUUGAGUCCUAUCUUCACUAUACUGCAAAAGACACACACACACACAAAAUGGUCUCUACUUCUCCCAUUUCUCCUUCUAAGGAAUCUGUUGGGAAGUCCGGCGAAAAAUGGACGGCGGGAGAUCCAUCACGGCCAGCCAAGUGGUGGUACUCCACCUUCCACACCGUCACCGCCAUGAUCGGCGCCGGAGUUCUGAGCCUCCCUUAUGCCAUGGCUUACCUUGGCUGGGGACCAGGGACAUUAAUGUUGGCACUGACAUGGGGACUGACCCUAAACACGAUGUGGCAGAUGGUACAGCUUCACGAGAGCGUACCUGGACACCGGUUCGACCGGUAUAUUGAUCUAGGUCGGUACGCUUUCGGCCCAAAACUCGGCCCAUGGAUCGUCCUCCCCCAACAGCUAAUCGUCCAAGUCGGGUGCUGCAUAGUUUACAUGGUCACUGGUGGCAAGUGCGUAAAGAAUUUUGUGGAUAUCACGUGUUCCUCCUGCAGCCCCGUGCGACAAACAUACUGGAUCCUCGCCUUUGGUUUGGUCCAUUUCCUCCUCUCCCAGCUCCCUAAUUUCAACUCCGUCGCCGGUGUCUCCUUGGCUGCCGCCGUCAUGUCCCUCAGCUACUCAACGAUAGCGUGGGCAGGAAGUAUCUCACAUGGAAGAUUGCCUGACGUGAGCUACGGUUACAAGGCGACGAAUCCAAGUGAUCUCACAUUCCGAAUCUUCAACGCCUUAGGUCAGAUCUCAUUUGCUUUUGCGGGUCAUGCCGUGGCUCUAGAGAUCCAAGCCACAAUGCCUUCGACUCCCGAGAAGCCAUCGAAGGUGCCCAUGUGGCAAGGAGUGAUGGGAGCUUACUUUGUCAAUGCCAUUUGCUACUUCCCGGUGGCUCUAAUCUGCUAUUGGGCCUUUGGACAAGACGUAGACGACAAUGUUCUGAUAAAUCUACAGAGACCACCUUGGCUUAUUGCUUCUGCUAAUCUCAUGGUUGUUGUUCACGUCAUUGGCAGCUACCAAGUGUUUGCUAUGCCUGUCUUUGAUCUUUUGGAGAGGAUGAUGGUUACCAAAUUCGGUUUUAAGCAUGGAGCUGUUCUGAGGUUUUUCACUCGAACUACUUUUGUCGCAUUUACGUUGUUUACUGGAGUGACUUUCCCCUUCUUUGGAGACCUUCUAGGGUUCUUUGGGGGUUUCGGAUUUGCACCCACUUCCUUCUUUCUCCCAAGUAUCAUGUGGCUUAUCAUCAAGAAACCAAAGAGAUUCAGCAUCACGUGGUUGGUCAAUUGGACAACCAUUAUGGUGGGAGUGUGCAUAAUGAUGGCGUCAACAAUAGGAGGAUUGAGGAACAUCAUCGCGGAUUCUUCUACUUAUAGUUUCUACGAUUAAUUAUACUGAAUAGAGAUCGGAGAGAUAAACCUCAACUAUAUGAUCAUCUAAUUAUAUAUGUGUGUAGGAAUAAACCUAUAUUAAUGGUCGUGCAUGCGUAUCGAGUUAGAAAGAGUGUAAUCAUAUACAUAAUCUGCUACUUAAAUUCAAUAAGACAUAUAUU
Messenger RNA from Raphanus sativus (radish), 1591 nucleotides. RefSeq names its product lysine histidine transporter-like 6. The record is from RefSeq and is a predicted model, not a curated record. Bases 106 to 1428 code for a protein of 440 amino acids. The transcript has 7 exons. Lineage: Eukaryota; Viridiplantae; Streptophyta; Magnoliopsida; Brassicales; Brassicaceae. Gene Ontology annotation, cellular component: plasma membrane.